Molecule: messenger RNA, 2113 nt
Organism: Xenopus laevis (African clawed frog)
Lineage: Eukaryota; Metazoa; Chordata; Amphibia; Anura; Pipidae
Gene: klf15.2.L
Product: Kruppel-like factor 15, gene 2 L homeolog
Exons: 3
Coding region: 512-1639 (375 amino acids)
Biological process (GO): positive regulation of DNA-templated transcription; regulation of transcription by RNA polymerase II
Cellular component (GO): nucleus
Molecular function (GO): DNA-binding transcription factor activity, RNA polymerase II-specific; transcription cis-regulatory region binding; RNA polymerase II cis-regulatory region sequence-specific DNA binding
Source: RefSeq, a predicted model, not a curated record
CCCACUCUGUCACGAAAACUCGCCCUUCGCUCGCUCAAUUUAGAACUUUCUCAGUCGCUCUGGGCUUUAGAGUGGAGCGCUGCUAAUUAGAGGGUAAUACUGUAAUUGUUACAGAAGCGGGCGAGUCACCGAACUACAACGUGGGGGGAGAAACUCUUUGUUGUAUUUAGAUUCCCUCGCUUCUCACAGAGACGUCAUGGUGCAGGCCAAAGUCGUGCCCUUUUAAGCAUAUGACCAAUGAGAACGCAGCUUUGGAGCCGAGCCCUCUCUGGGGGAACCAAUGGCAGUCUUGUGUUGUUGCCAGAGCCUCCUCCGGUCAUGUGAGAGCUGGAUGCCAGCAUGGAAGCUAGAAGUUACUGCAGCGCCAUGUGGGCCCGGGUGAGGCAGAGGGAUCCCAGGAUCAGUCGAGAUUAGACUUCAUCCAUUGCAAGGGUUAUCCUGAAAUCAUUCUACGUGAGACACCCUUCCCUCUGCUCUGCAGGGAGCAAGGUGUUCUUCUCUUCUGUUUAAAAUGGUUUCCAUCAGUUGCAGCAAACCUCUCCCUGGAGCAGAUAUUAUUUCAAAUGCUGCAUCUCCUUGUGGCCUGACCAUGGCAAUUUCACAGUGGGAGGAGACGACAGUGCCCACAAUAAUGACGACUAAUGACUGCUCUUCUACCAACUCUCUGGAUGAUCAGUUUAACAGCACUGUUGCCUUUAAAAAAGAUGAGGGUGAUGAUUUUCUUCAAGAAGUUGGUCUUCAGGAAGACGUGGGAGGUAUUAUUUUCUCUCAUUUGGUAAAGACUGUGGAGGAUACAAAAGAAACCAGUCAGUCUACACAUCUGAAAGUCCCUGAUUUUUCAGCUGCUUUUCCCCAGGAAUUUUCUCCAACUUUAGAGGAAAUUGAAGAGUUUUUAAAGGACAACAUGGAUCUCAUACGCGAGGAGCUGGGCGAAAACCAGCCAAUUUCUACUGCGUGGCUUCAGAGCUGCAAAACAGGUGAUCAGACUUCACCCACAAGUGAAAUUUUCCCAGAUGAGAAGGUGCCCACUUCAGAAACUUCCACAAAUUCACCUUCCACAACUGGAACUAUACCUGUUAUCCUCCAGAUUCAGCCAGUGCCUGGGACUUCCUCCCUAGCCCAAAGCUCAUCUGGCACAGUGCGUGUGGCACAGCUGUUAAUCAGUGUUCAGGGUCAGAGCUUGGCAAUGUCACCCAUCACAGGACCUGCUUCACCUGGGGACCAGAAGUAUGUGAGGAUUGCUCCACUUCCAGUAGCUGUCCGACCCCUCACACUGGGAGGUGUUUUUGUUAGUGAGGGGCAGCAAAGGACACAGAAGGGGGCAGCAGCUGUUAUCAGGGUACACAAGUGUAGCCAUCCUGGUUGUAACAAGAUGUACACCAAGAGUUCACACCUUAAAGCACAUUUCAGGAGGCAUACAGGAGAAAAACCUUAUGUCUGCACGUGGCCAGAGUGUGGCUGGAGGUUUUCCCGCUCUGAUGAGCUGUCCCGACACAAGAGAUCCCAUUCUGGAGUGAAGCCAUAUCAGUGUGUGGUGUGCGACAAGAAAUUUGCUCGUAGUGACCAUUUGUCGAAGCACAUGAAGAUUCAUCGAGGUCAGAGGGUUGGUGGAUCUCGGACACCCCGUGCUAGCACUUAACCUAUCUUCGCUAGUAAUUUUAACUGGACACUGUGAAAAUAUGGGUUUUCCCAAAUAUAAGUCCUAGGUCCUCCAGAUGAUUUGGGUAUGUGGACCUGAAGAAGCAGGCUUUUGGUUAGAGUCUAUCUAACCUCCUUCGACACUGGCUUGGCAUGGAAGAAGUUUAAAAAGACAUUUUCCUCAACUAAUUCUUUUUUUAAAAUUUUUUUGCAAAUGUCUGAAAAAGCUGUGUGUGGAGGUGGCUUUAAAAUGAAUCCCUGUGGAUCUAAAACUACCUCUUCUUAAUGACUGUUACAUGCAACAACUUGGGCACUGGUUAAAGCCCAUGUCUGUUCACCAAACAUCUAACCUCUUGAACAAUAGAGAUGCUAUGUGCACAAUCCUUCUGAGUUAAUGUCCAUUGGCCGAGGGUAUUGCAUUGACAUAAUGUUUACUAGGUUUGGUGUAAUAUAAAAUGUUGGUCUUUUAGAGGCU